AAACAUCCUUGCAGACCACGACCGUGCUGCAGGAGGCCUCUGCAACGCUCUGCUGCAAUGUUCUCAUUUGACACGGGCCUAGAAGAAGGUUACAGGUGGGGCGUGGUUUGAUAUCUCGCCGAAUUAUCUCUUGGCAGACUUUGACAGGCACCACAAAGACUGCUUUAGUAGCUAUUGUCGUCUGCGAGAUCGAAAUGGACCCAAAGUGGAUACAAAUUCUGGUGAUUUUGGUGUUUUGUCAGAAAAUGACUUCAGGAACUGAAGACAGAGUCGUGAAAGAGGGGGAGACCGUUGAGAUCAAGUGCAAGCUUGCUGAGAUGCUCAGCAUGGUCAUCUGGUUUCGGGUUCUGGACCACUCAGGGAUGGAAUUUAUUGCGUCUUUUUCCAGAGACGGCACGAAAAAGUCGCCAACUCCCCUCUCGCCAAACUUCAGCCUCCUGAAGAUGGACAAACAGAUUCUAACGCUGAACUCCUUCAAGAAAGCCCGCGACGGCGGCGUCUACGCCUGUGCGACCAUUAAAAGCAAUGAACUGAAAUUUGGCGAAGUGACCCGGCUGAUCGGAGAAAACAAAGUUGAAGUCACGACCAGGUCACCACUGGCUGCCACUUCCGCACAAACUCUAGGCCCAACUACCACGGCCUGUGCUUGUCACAACAGCAAUAGGCAAGGUGAAACCGGGCUGCCUGUAUUUUGCUCUAUAAUCAUUCUGGGCCCACUGGCUGGCGGCUGUGGCCUUCUUCUGCUGCUCCUCAUCGUCACCACCCUGUACUGCCACCGAAUAAGGACGCGGAGAUGCCCACACCAUUACAAAAAGAAAAAGCUGCGGACGGUGGCUCCUGGAAAACAGAUGAUGACCAACAGAAAUGUUUGAUCUAAAUGGGGCAGUGUCACCGACAUGUCUUUAAAGUGCAGUUUUCUUACAGUGUUGUGUUAUGGUUGCAUAUAUUAUACAUUAUUUUAGGUUUAAUGACAAAUUAACUGAAAAUAUUCUCACUGUUUUAGACAGAAAUUAUUUUAAAAAGUGUCUUUGAACAAUUCAAUGCACCACAUACUUUGAAAGCUUUUCAUUGUCAACAUUACCUGCGAUGUGGUCUGACAGACGAAUUAAGCAGAACACCUCCUGGGAAGAUGGAACUCUUUUAUGAAAAAACAUGCGAUCAGAGUAGAAGAAGAGUCAAAGGAUUCAGUUUUUUUUUUAAUAAAUAUUUUUUUGUAAAUAUAAAAAAAAAUUAUAUAUAAAAUUUGACUUUUGUUCAAUUUAUGGCUACAUUUACAAUCUCUACUUUUAAAGGUCAAAUUUUUUAUGUUAACCUUUUUAGCAUAGUUUUCGUAUAUGGAUUUUUACCAUUCAUUUUACAGUAAAGUCCUUUAGUUUUUAGAUCUAACUUACCUUCAGACUUACUGUAGUAACAGCGACAAUUAUUUAGAUGUUUUCGAUACACCUCCUCCCCCCAUAAUUAAAAUGUAUAUGAUUCAGAGUAAUAAGGAAGAAAUCUUUGAUAGUAUUAUAGUUUUUUUUAAAUAGUACACUUUUUUUGUAUUAUCCCACUGACUGAAUUUACGGAAUUCUGUAAAUUAAAAAAAAAAUAGUACAAGAAAUAUAAAUAAAAUAAAAAAGAAUGUGAUACCACUCAGACAAGCAUUCUUUAUUGGCUGCUGUUUUUGUCUUAUUAUACACAUAAAUCCCACUCAUUUGCGUUCCCAUCAGUCAUUCUUCAUCAGGUUCUUGGCACAAAAAGUAUAAAGUUUGAGCGAAAGACAUUUGUUUCGUUGUGAGCCCCCUGAGUGAAAAGGAAGUGGGCUGCUACAACUGUAUGCAGAAUAAAAAAAACGAAACCAAAAAAUUUAUUUGAUGAUGAGUUCGUUGAUUUCUCCAGCUGUAUGUAGCUUUCUUUAAGGCAGUGCAUGUUAAGUUUUGUUUCUUAUUUUGUGCAAAUUGUAGAAACCAGACUCACGUAUAACAACUACACAUUCUAAAUGUUAGAUUUAUUUUAUUUCAUUAGUAUUCCCACAUCUAAAAUAUAUCUCGCAUCUGUUGCCUCACACCCACACAAAACCCAGGACAGGAAGAAAGAAUAACCUCGGGGGAAUUAUAGUGAUUUGACUUUACACUUUACUUUGAAAGUCCUUUGUAAACUAUACAGUGUUGUCUUAUAUAGAGCAAAAAAAUAUGUUUGUUUUUUUACAGUAUAUAAAAAGGAAGUUUACAAAGCUUGUUUACCACCAUGGUUCACUAAGUGCACUUCUGGAGACCAUUAUUUGUUUCUUCUUUUCUAAAAGGCCAAACACAUAAAAAAGCUACAUCUCUGCAGAAAGUAAAAGGCAUUUGCAAGAAGCUCUCACAUACAGAAUUAAGCAGAACACCUCCUGGGAAAUCCUCCACACUUUGAAUCAUGUAAACUAUGCGCUGUCCAAAAUAAAAGCAAACGCAGCUGUA
Messenger RNA from Scophthalmus maximus (turbot), 2438 nucleotides. It is a transcript of the gene cd8a, whose product is annotated as CD8a molecule. Lineage: Eukaryota; Metazoa; Chordata; Actinopteri; Pleuronectiformes; Scophthalmidae. The record is from RefSeq and is a predicted model, not a curated record. The transcript has 6 exons. The coding region runs from base 195 to 872 and encodes 225 amino acids.